UAUUAGCUGAUUCGAAAAAAAAAGUUACAGAAGAUGAUCUUUUUGCUUUGUUGUCAGAUCAAAUUUCCUCAGGAACAGCUCCUGAGUCACAUCGAUUCAAGUUACAAUCUAUUCAGGUGGUUUCAGGAACUGCAGAAAUGGCAACAGCUACAGUCAAAUUGAUAGACACAUUGGCGGGUAAUGGUAAUAAAGAGUUAAUGGAUGCAGCUAUUGGACGAACUGGGCCAAUAAUGGCUGUAUUUGGUGCUAUUCAACGUUUAGUUCAACGAAAAAUUAGAUUGUUAAAUUAUGAAGUUCGUGCAGUAUCAGAAGGUAUAGAUGCUUUGGGAAAAGUAGUAGUUAAAGUAACUGAAGAUGUUGAUUCGUCGGGAUUAGAUGAGACAAAAAAUUUAACAACAAAAACAGCGAUAGAUAGUGUUUUUAAGCCUAAAAAUACAUAUCUAGGUCGUGGAACUGAUGCAGACGUGGUCAUAGCCAGUGCCAAGGCUUACGUGAAUGCUAUUAAUAGAAUGUUUGAGGGAGAACUUGUUUCUGAUAAAAGAAGAAGUCAAUAA
This is a messenger RNA of Entrophospora sp. SA101, 554 nucleotides long. Lineage: Eukaryota; Fungi; Glomeromycota; Glomeromycetes; Entrophosporales; Entrophosporaceae. The record is from the annotation of a GenBank genome assembly.